Molecule: messenger RNA, 1887 nt
Organism: Sarcophilus harrisii (Tasmanian devil)
Lineage: Eukaryota; Metazoa; Chordata; Mammalia; Dasyuromorphia; Dasyuridae
Product: zinc finger protein 8-like
Exons: 4
Coding region: 578-1018 (146 amino acids)
Biological process (GO): regulation of DNA-templated transcription
Source: RefSeq, a predicted model, not a curated record
CUCCUUCUGGACUGACAUCCACAGACUGAUGCUCUCGGACAGCUCCCCCUCCCCAACCUCUCCAUCAGCAUUUUCCCUCCCAGACUCCUCAUCCUUCUGAGCAGAAAGACUGCUCCGCUGAGCCAAAGCAAUGCAUUCUCUUGGGAGCUGGAAGCAAACGGCUCUUGAGGAAAAGGUGAUGCCAGGCACCAUUUGUAGCUGUAAAUCCAGAUUGGAUGGUGCUGGUUCUCCCACUGUCUUUGCGAUCUUUGACCCUCUACAAGCAGGCCAGACCUUCAGGCAAAGUACCCUUCAAACGUAGCGUUAAAGCAGUAGGAGGAGCAAGUGUAAGAAUUAAAGGUAAAUAAUCAGAGGCUCUGGGAGGAGGAGCUCUCAGUAUCACCCUGUGGGUGAUGGCGCAGGUGGAGUGUGGGUCUGGGAAUUGCGGGGGAAGGAUGGGGGAGAGGCCGGGGAGGAGUUGAGGGCAGAAGAGGGCAUCUUUGCGUGAUGAGUGGGGGACCUAUGUGGGAGGAGCAGUGAGAGUCUUUAAGUGCUGGCCCGGCUGUGAUUGGAGGAAAGAGCUCAAACAUCCUGGGGGAUGGACAGGGCGGGACUCUCAGGACCGAAGGAGGGGUUUGGGGAAAGCCGGAAGUCUCGGAGCUGCGCUCUCUCCGCCUGCAGCUCGGCUGUCUUCCUUCCUGGGCAACUCCGAACGCUUUGUCUUCUGGAAACCAGAACCGAGCGUGCAUCUCCCAGAGGGAGCCUGGAGCCAGAGGGAAUGGGCCCUGGGAGCCUCAGACCUCCUCAGGAGUGGGUGACAUUCAGGGAUGUGGCUGUGGACUUUACCCAGGAGGAGUGGGGCCUCUUGGACCCUCCUCAGAAGGAGCUGUACAGGGGGGUCAUGCUGGAGAAUGCCUGGAACCUGCUGUCCCUGGGACUUCCAGUUCCCAGAGAAGAUGUGAUCUCUUAUUUUGAGCAAAGGGAAGUACCCUGGAUGCUGCACCCAGAAGGCCUGAGUCGCUGCCCUCCAGGUGAGUAAGGAGAAAGCAGUUGUGGUUACAAAAAGCCUUCAGGAGUUACCAUGAAAUAAAAACUUGGUUUGGGGGAAGAAAGCCCAGUCUUAGAAUCCUUCAAAUAUGUUUUUGUCCGGUGGCUUCCUGGAUCAGUCACUGAAUCUCAGUUUCCCAUCUAUAAAAUGAGUGCUUGCACUCCAUGGCCUUGUGGGUCCCAACUCCCAAUGAUCAUCUGUGAUCUUAUUGGAAUCUUGGGCAGUGGAAUUCUCCUGAAAGUGCCAAAAGGGCUCAGGAUGUCCGAGGUGAGCCAUUUCUUAGGACUUCCAAUCAGCAAACAUCGUGGGGCUGCUCUAUGCAGGGCCCUGGACCAAGCACCAGGAACAAAAAGAGAUGCAAGGGACAUCUGCUGUCAUAGAGGUCACAGACUGGUGGGGCAGACAGUUAUACCAGCAACUCUGUAGAAACCCACUGUGGACCAGGAAAAUUGUUUAAAUUUAGUGCCUUAGGAGGUCGCUAAUUAGUGAGGAUAACAGUGAUUUAAGGAGAGCACAACUGGGGAGGAAAUAGUCAACAUGAAAUAAAAUAGUGAGCACCUAUUUAUAUGGCAUAUAUAUAAUUUAUUUAUGUUUAUUUUCAUAUGGCCAUUUAUAUGGCCCUACUGUGUGUCAUGCACUGUAUAAAUAUUGUCUCAUCAUAUCUUCAUGAGAUUGCUGACUAGCAAGUUUCUAAGAUGGUGUGAAAACUUAGGUCUUACACAUUCCAGACCCCAUCCACAAUUUUUUCACUGUCCCCCCAGCUCUAUUUUGAUUCUGAAACAGAUAUGAUGAAAAUGGUCACACGUGGAAAACAGAAGAAUUAGACAAAUCUCAUUGAGAGCUGGAAUUUCAUUUUUAAA